CUACCGACGAGGGCCAUUUGACCCCGCCUUCUGUGGAGCUGCUGCUGCGGAGGAUCGACCAUGUCGGAUCCGGAGUCUCUGAGGUGCUCCAGCGUCAGGAACCGCGGCGGCGUCCAGAGGGUGGAAGGAAAGCUGCGAGCGAGCGUGGAGCGAGGAGAUUACUAUGAGGCGCAUCAAAUGUACAGAACUUUAUUUUUUAGGUACAUGUCUCAGGCCAAACACGCCGAGGCCCGGGAGCUGAUGUACCAUGGCGCUCUGCUCUUCUUCAGCCACAACCAGCAAAACAGUGCAGCAGAUCUGUCCAUGUUGGUGCUGGAGGUUUUGGAGAAGUCCGAUGCUAAAGUGGAAGAUGAAAUAUUAGAACAUCUAGCUAAGCUGUUCAGCCGGAUGGACCAGAACUCUCCAGAGAGAGCAGCGUUUGUGUCCAGAGCCUUGAAGUGGUCCACCGGAGGAUCCAGCAAGUUGGGCCACCCGAAGCUGCACCAGCUGCUGGCUCUCACCCUAUGGAAAGAACAAAACUACAGCGAGUCUCGUUACCACUUCCUGCACUCGUCUGACGGCGAGGGCUGCGCUCAGAUGCUGGUGGAGUAUUCGGCGUCACGGGGGUACCGCAACGAGGUGGACUUGUUUGUGGCGCAGGCCGUCCUACAGUUCCUCUGCCUAAAGAACAAGAACAGCGCGUCUGUGGUGUUCAGCACGUACACAGAGAAACACCCGUCGAUACAGAAGGGCCCCCCCUUCGUCCAGCCGCUCCUAAACUUUAUCUGGUUUCUGCUGCUGGCGGUGGACGGGGGUAAAUUAACCGUUUUCACAGUGUUGUGUGAACAGUAUCAGCCGUCUCUGAAGAGGGAUCCCAUGUAUAACGAGUAUCUGGACAGAAUAGGACAGCUUUUCUUUGGCGUUCCACCCAAACAGUCGCCAUCGUACGGCGGCCUUCUAGGAAAUCUGCUGAACAGCCUCAUGGGUUCUGGUGAGGAUGACGAUGGUGCUGAGGAAGCUCAGGAGGACAGCAGCCCCAUCGAGCUGGACUGACCCCCCAGACGAAAAGACUGUCCCCUCCUUCACCCCCACGCGGGGUCAGGGCGGAGAGCCGUCUCGGGUUUCUACUGGCGUGCUGUUCCAAAACUCCCAUCAUCCUUUGCGUCCCUGGAACCGAACGCGCCCUGACCCACCAGGACACUUCAUUUCCCAUCAUUCUUAGUUCGGGACGCUGAUCCGGUGUGGAUUUCUGGAACUGUUUGAGCGCGACGGCGCCGCCUGGUGGCGUUUUUCUCUUUUUUCCUCAUUUCUGUCUAACUUAUUCCUAGAGAGGGCAGCUCUGUAGUGUGAGGGCGUGUUCUCCAGCUCGGCGCUGACGCCCGGAGGUCUUCCAGCGCCGCCAUCUUUCAACAUUAGCCCUUUAGGCAGAGCCGAUUGUGAGAUAAUUCAGUUAAAUAAUAAAUCAUUUCUUCACAUGAA
This is a messenger RNA of Oryzias melastigma (Indian medaka), 1458 nucleotides long. RefSeq names its product guided entry of tail-anchored proteins factor 4 (gene get4). The coding region runs from base 61 to 1032 and encodes 323 amino acids. Gene Ontology annotation, biological process: protein insertion into ER membrane. The transcript has 9 exons. The record is from RefSeq and is a predicted model, not a curated record. Gene Ontology annotation, molecular function: protein binding. Gene Ontology annotation, cellular component: BAT3 complex; cytosol. Lineage: Eukaryota; Metazoa; Chordata; Actinopteri; Beloniformes; Adrianichthyidae.